Messenger RNA from Hylaeus volcanicus, 8130 nucleotides. RefSeq lists its product as uncharacterized. Gene Ontology annotation, molecular function: protein binding. Lineage: Eukaryota; Metazoa; Arthropoda; Insecta; Hymenoptera; Colletidae. The transcript is spliced from 7 exons. The record is from RefSeq and is a predicted model, not a curated record. The coding region runs from base 550 to 2703 and encodes 717 amino acids. Gene Ontology annotation, cellular component: Golgi apparatus.
GUUUAAUAAAUCUAAAGAAUUAACACGUUCGCAUCAGGAUUCCAGAAUGUCAAUAAUAAACGAAGAGGAUCUGGUUAUACAUUUAGGAAGUAUUUUAUAAAUAGAAAUGCAUCUGUUACUUGAUGAAAUAAAAACUAUGUUACACGAAUUUCAGAUAUUCGAAGCUUUCAAGUACCUCUUUUAUGCGCGUACUUGUAAUAAAUACAUUCAACGUACGGUCGAUCAAAAAUUGUCCAUGUAGAAGACAUAAGACGAAGAUACCUUCGUUUUGCAUAAUUUAAAGUCUAAGAAUAGAGUUCGUUCUCCUUUCCAUAAUUUUUAAAGUUAUUUUACUGAUCGCCUCUAAAGUACGUAUCUCCUUCAGUUAACGAUCAAAAGUCAUCCUACGCUGGUCAUUAAUGUACAGGCGUGUUUCCUAUCUAAAAUCCGGCAAUAUUUAAAAAAUCAUUCUCUCGUGAAACCGGAAGUCCGUGAAAAAAUCACAGGAAUUCCCGUAACGUCGACACGGUCGCUGGAACUAACUCACGAACGGUUUGCCGCAGGAGGAAAAUGUGGAGCUCGGUAACCGCGGCUGGCACUGAAAAUGGGCCCGCGCCACCUUCCAGGAGCAAGCACAGCGCCACUUUGCUCGCCGGUCACGUAUAUCUCCUCGGAGGACGAAACGGCAAUCUUCCCCUCAAAGAUCUCUGGCGAUACAGCCUGGCCGAGAGCAAAUGGGAGGAAUUGCAUCCUGGGGGAGAGAGACCGCCAGCACUUCAGGAGCACAGCGCUGUGGCUUACAAGGAUUGCCUUUACGUUUUCGGGGGAGAACUCGGAUUUUCCGCAGGCACGGAAACGCCACUCUGGGUUUACAAUGUCAAGACUAACAUGUGGAGAAAGGUGAGAGCGCAACGGGGCUGUGCAGUUCCUAGGGGACGAAGAGGCCAUACGGCAUUGGUUCAUCGAGGUCAAAUGCUCAUCUACGGUGGCUAUCAAGAUUUGCGUGGAAGCUCCCCAGAGCUGUGGGCGUUUCACUUUGAAACGGAAUCCUGGCACCUUCUUUCGUCCAGUGAAUGCGGCCCGGCAGCGAGGCAUAAACAUUCAGCGGUUCUUCAUGGCGAUGCGAUGUACGUUUACGGGGGUAUGACCGACCUCCAAGAGAGGAGCGACUGUUGGCGAUGGGACGUGAAUGCAGCCUCCUGGUGUCUAUUGAAAAAUAAGCCCGGUCCAGGGCCCCUUCACGGUCACGCCGCCUGUAGACUUCCCAGUUGUAUGUUAAUUUUCGGUGGAGAAAGCGGCGGUCUAGCCACGAACGAGCUCUGGAGGUUUCAUUUCGGUACGGAAACGUGGGAGAAAUUGUCAGUGGCAGGUCCUAAACCUCAACCAAGAGCCGAAAGCGUUGCCCUAGCGGUUUCUGAAUUAAUCAUUCGAGGGACCAACCUCGACAACGCGAAGUACAAGCCGAGAAAUCAAAGGACGAGGCUGUGCAACAGCAGGAUAUCACCGAACGAGGCACCGGCUAGACCGAGCUUCCUGAAAGAAAUUUCGAAAUUGUCGCAAAUCAAUCUGUCGCGGCUGAGCCAUCCGGCGAAAUGCAGUUAUUCCGUUCUAAGCGGUCAAGACGACAACGAGGAAAGUCCUCAAGAGGCGAACUCGUAUUAUCCAUUUCAGCAAGUAGACGCGGAGGUCGUCGAACCGUCAACGGGGAUGGUGAAGUCACGGAGCGCCAACACGCUGGCUCGCCGAAGACAAAAGCCACCUGAAACAACACCGAAACCUGUCGACUCCAACAACAGCAACAGUACCACCAGCUCCGGGAUGACCAGGGACCCCAUUUCGGUCCCAAACUUCCGUGCCCUCACCUUACCUACACCUGUCCUGACACCUGUGGAAGCGGCCAGGCUAGUUUUCGUCGACCCUGACGACAACAGCGACAACGAGGAACGCAAGGAACCCCCUACCUCCAGAUUGAUAGAAGUCCAAGAGGAAAGACGGGACUUCGCGGCCAUUCAUCAAGCCUGCCAGCCGACCCGGGGCGAGAGUUACACUUCCCAUCUAUACGAAGCGGCGCUUCAGACGCCAAAGACGCCGACCACCGCGAAGAUCCCGACGUCAGCCUCGGUCAGGUUCGCCGAUCUGGAGGAAGGCGAGGAGUCGACGUCGGAUUACGCGAGUAUAGAGGCCAGGAGUCCUGGGGAUCCCCUCGCCGACGACGAUUGGCCGUCAGGGCGAAAGUCCAAGCAAUACCGUCCCAUAGUGACUCCGUCGACGAUACGCGAGGGUCAGUUCGGCUUUUGCAAUCCGAAUUACCUUGGCUUGGACGAGACGAGAGGUCACCAUCACCAGCAGCCACAGUCCCAAGACGGCAAGUACGCGAAGAUGUUGAACAGCCCACCGGAUAGCGUGUUGGAGGACGAGCCAGGAAGAUCCGCCUCGCAGACGUUCGCGGAGCUGUUGGAGCUUCAAGAAAUCAAGAGGGUGCCUAGAGCUCCGCCGAAAAGUUUGCCAUUAGGUUCUCCAUCCAGAAGAGCCGUGAGCGCUUCAAGGGCGGAGAGACAAAGGGCGAAGGUGGCCGCGGCGGAUAUCCACGAUUCGGAAACUCCGUCUUACGGGCCAGCGCCGCUGUACGUCUUUUUAGUUGGUGGAAAGGAGAAGGGCCAGGUCACGGUGUUCGCCAGGCCUGUUUCUUUAUGGAAAUUGCAAUUAGCUCCACACAUCUUUUAAACAGGUUAAGCGAACCUAGCGAUCGGGUUUCUUACUACCUAUGUUUCUCGGGCCCUUGGGCAAGAAAUGGUUUUUUGGUCCUUGGUUCUCUUCUAACGAAAUUUAAUUAGAUAUAUUGUCUAGAAGAAUAUAUUGGAUCGUUUUAAUAACGUCAAUGCGUAAUUCAUUUGGAGGACUACUUUAUCAUUUUGCAGGUACCGAAACUGCGAAAAUUGAUAUUAAAAUAUGGUUCUGUUUAGUAAUUAUAAUUUGAGAAACGGGAAUUGUUGAUGAAUGUAGUUUUGUAGACGUUACGUUUAGUUAGUACAGAGCUCCCCUUGUCUGUUAAUUUAUUACUCCGUUUAGCGUCGAAGAUCGAACGCGUGGUUGGUUAUCAGUGGACUUAUUUUCAAGUACUGUCAUGUUUGUCUUUCACUUGGUUUUUGAUCGUAAAUAUGUUCGACUUUGAUUAAAAGUCUUUCAUUGUAGUUAAAUGUACCGUCGAUACAUUUUAUAGCGCGUCGCAUAUUGUGAUCGCCGCAACCAAGUACUCGAGCUUAAAACGUUAAAUUUAGUCCAUUAGAUCUGAAAGGGAUAACGCCAAAUGAGUUGGACACGUCGCCAGUUAUCAUUUAUGCGUUAACAUUCUAUUUAAACAAUUCUUAAGAAGUUAUAUACGGUUGGGCAUUAUAAAAGAUGGCUCGACUUUAUGAAUUUUUGUUUAAAGAAAACGAAAGGGAUUAUUAUUAAUUAUCAAACGACAUAUAUAGAAAACAAGAAUCGGAUAAUUUUCUAAAGUAUAUCAUCGUCGUUAAAUAAAAAGGCAACUUUUGGAAAUCAGGAAGAACUUUAUAAUAUACUUUAUAAAGAUUCAUAAAAUCAUGCCUUUUUUAGUGUCUAAUCGUAUAUAGCUCCUUAAGCAAUUCUCUUUCCAACGUAGAAGGAAGCGUAGAAUUUAAUGUGAUUAAAAAAAAAAAUAUAGUGCUAAAACUUUCCGUUACCAUUUUUUGUUCAGUGACAUCUCUAUACGAUAUCGUUGAUCAAUCAUCGUCCUUGAGAUAAAAUAUACCGAAUGCAUACUUGUCUGUAUAACAGCGAACGUUUGAAUUCGAGAUUCAGUUCCCUUGCUCUAUCGUCUACUUUGCUACUCAAAUUUUCGUGAUUGUAAUCGUACAAGGAACCGUUCACGUUUAGCAUAGGCUCGUAAACAAAUACGUACGAAUCGAGAGUUCAUAUUGAACCGAUUACUUUAAGAAGAUUGUUCGUCGCGUUAAUUAACAAAGUAAGACGUGACGCAGUGAAUGUUCAUAACCAAGCGCAAGUCAAGCGAGUGGAGCUAAUAGUCCUUUGCUUCUAAAGGCGUCCUAUCAGUUGUAAGUGGUAUAUAGGUAGUAGUAAGUCUUUACGGAAAGCUAUAAGAAUCACGAUGAGUCGAGGUGGAUAAAUUGUAUUCUAGAUUUGUCGCAAACGUCACGAUUUUUUAUAUUCAUAUAGACUAUUCGAAUUAUUUUGGAAAUUUAAAAACAACGUGAGUUGUCUAGAUACAAAAUUCCAACUCGAGAAUUAAAGAUAUACAAUUAUUGAUCAAAGUUACAGUAUCGAAUCGUAGAAUCAAAUCAAAUUCGAAAUCAAAUUAUAUUUUACAUUGAACAUUAUGAAGUAAAUGGCCCAAUUACUGACACAUUUUUAGACAAUCGUCAUUUUGAAUAACACUAUAAUAGAAAAUUCUGAGCACUAUUUUUAGUCUAUAUUAUAAUAUAAGAAAAUAUAAAAUGUCAUGAGAUCCAUAAGAUACUCUUACUUUCUUCCUAAAAAUAAUAAUGCUUUAUUAUUUAUAAAAUAAAUUGAAAGUGUCGAAAUUGAGUGCACUCGCUUAAAAAUGUUUGAAUUUAUCUAUUAAUCGAGUCUAAUCCUGUCCAUCUUCGGCUCACACCGAUAGUAGCUAAAAACGUUAAAGGACUCGCCUGAUCUGCGCUUAACUGCCAUUAACUGUGAACUCGGUAUGCGUAGCGUAUAAACUAGAAGUAUACUAUCCGUAAGCUUGAGAUAACGUUCAAAAUGUCCUGAAUAUAUAUCGAUGGGGAAUCGGUGUGUGGUUGUGCCGAAUGUGUAUAAUUAAAUUACGAUACAAUUAUUCUGCGGAAAUUAGAUUUUUAUAAAAAAAACGAUAACCCUUAACGGAAUAAUCGCGAUCGAUCUAGAGUAGAAUCUAAAAGGAAAUAUAUCUAUGCCCCGAUUUACACGCUACAUUCUUUAUACGAUCUGAUUUUCACACAACUUUCAAAAUUAUAUUUCAUUUUUCGUUUACGUUGAAACAAAUGAAUUCAAUUAAUAAACAGAUUAAAAUUACGUACAUUUCUUUUUCGUUAUUUGCACAGCUUUUCAACAAAAACUCACGGUUAUUUACACGAUAUUCCAAGGAACCAAUCUACCGUGCAAAUCGGGGAACAGGUGUGCCCAAACGGAGACUGUGCCGAUAUUCGUUUUAAUUCAAUCGCAAGAGAAAAGAUUUCUAAAUUCGCGGAGCGUACAAUCGUCGCCGUCGUGUUCCAGAAUUAUUGUAGCGAACAUUGGUCAAAGUUUUACGUGGAUUACGUGAUUUGUAACGAUAGUCGAAAGUCUCCACCGUGACUGUAUUUACGAGUAUAGCGUAUUAGUUCCGAUAGGUGUAUCGUAAGAGGAAAAAAAAAAUGGUAAAGUACGACAGAAGGUUUCUUGUUCGUGUAGAAUUUUUAUGCCCACGAAGGCCCAAUUCAUGUAAUCCAUCCAUAAGUAGCAAAAGGUCAACGUGACACCUGCUAGGCUGAAUAUUGAGAAAUAUUUCAUUAACAUUUUUUAUCCAUUUAUCCGUUGUUCGAACGAUAUCCAACUUUCCUCGUAGGAUAUUCUGUAAGUUUCUAAUCUAUCUAAUUCUAUCUGUUUGUUCAUAGGGGCACGUGCAAUAUGUAUAUGUAUAGGUGUACUUCGUUUGUUAGAAAGAUUUCAUAAUGUUCAGCUAGAGGGCUCGAGCACCUGAAAAAUCAAUGUUUUCCAUUCGUAGCACUAGUCAAUUUAACAUCUCAGUGUACAAAAGUUAAGAUAAAUGUUUCGUGAUAUCCCUUCCCCUAUUAGAAUCCCUUAGCCUAGCGUCUAUUAAUUUUCAGAUAGACUAGCAAGUUACGAUACCAUCCACGUUGGAUUUUUAUGUUGUACGGGUAACCGCUUCCAUAAUCUCGACCAUUUUUGCGUAAAAUAGCGAUCGUACUUGGUUAAUUUAGUAAAUACACGAUUACUUUUCUUAUGUACGACAUUUGCAUUUAUGUUCGACCAUAAGCACUCUCGUAGAUUGUACACGCUUUCUUGAGCGUCAAUUUGAUUUUUCUAAAUUGAUAAAAUCAAAAGUAUACAAUCGUUCAGUAGUACUUGAUAUACGAAUUAAUAGAGCGAUUCAAGAGCUACAAAAUGCUACAUGUAACAUAAAACUUCAAUACCGUUAUUUAAUUUAAGCAUCCGUUGCAAAAGAAGGGAAAACUUUUCUUUCACUCUACGAUUAACGUUUUCGCGUCACAAUUAUGUUUUACGUUGUAGAUGCGCAUAACACAAUCCGAUAGUCAAUUAUCACAAUGUCGUUAAAUGCAUCCGUUGGCAAAUAUCUCUCUUUAGAGUAUUUACGCCGCGUAAACGAGAUUCAGAGUAUAAGCUCGAAGACAUGGGUCUGGUUUCCAAAACGAAAGAAAAAGAAAAAAAGAUAGACAACAGUGUAGCUGAUUCGAGUGCCUCUACAUCGUUCAAAUAAAUGCGUUUCAUAUUUUUCGGAACACAAACUCCUUUUCGGAAAGUAAUAUUUCACCAUGUUAUCUUCAAGCUUAUGCUUCCCUUUAGCGUUAUCGAUGGCUAUGCGUCGUACGAGCGAUACGAUUUAAAAUAUUACAUUGUAUAACGUCGAUACUAACCGAGGCUUUCGAUACCUUCUAAUAAUACAAAAUUAAUAGUUAAAAACGAAUAUUGGCGUCCCUUCAAAGGUAUACAGGGUGUCCCAAAAAUGUUGUAACACCUUGAAAGGGGUGAUUCGGGAGAUGAUUUGAAACAACUUUUUCCUUAGCAAAAAUGUUGUCCGAGGCUUCGUUAAGGAGAUAUUAACAGAAAACCCCGACCAAUCAGCGGGCACUCCAUUGGCAUACUCGCGCUCUGAUUGGUCGGGGAGUGCGGCCGGCUAGCGGCGUAGCUACGCUACCGCGAGCGCUCCAUCGGCAUCCUCGCGCUCUGAUUGGUCAGUGUUUUCCGUUAAUAUCUGCUUAACGAAGCCUCGGACAACAUUUUCGCUAAGGAAAAAGUUGUUUCAAAUCACCUCCCGAAUCACCCCUCUCAAGGUGUUACAACAUUUUUGGAACACCUUGUAUACUAGGCCCAGUACGAUAAACGCUCCCUUCCUUUCCUCCCCUCUCUCGCUCUCCCUCCUCAGCCACCCCCACCACAGUUCAUUCCGAAAGCACUUGUAUUAUGAUGAAAAGUAUAUAAUUUCAUGAUAAUUGCAAAGCUAUCUUUGAAUUAUUUUAUCCAAAGCACACCUGGAAGGCUCGGUUAGUAUCAAUCGCGAACAGGGCCGUAGAAGCCUGAGAUAUCUGAUACAACGUCGCUAAAAAGAAAGGAAACAAGUCGCGUCGUAUUCCAAUCGAGUUUCAUAUCACAGAAUGCAGUAUUUUUUCAACGAGUAAGCCUUCAAAUAGAGGACCCACGCUGAUUUGUCUAUGUUUAAAUGUCAGACAAUAUACCUAUAUUACAUGUACACAUAUACAUAUAUAUAUCUCCACGUAAGCGAAUAGUUGCGAGGAUCAAUAACAAUUGGUAAACAUCGCGACGGUAAUGAUAUUAAUAUAAUUUGCACGUGAUUAUACAUAAUAUGUUCGCUGGUUUCGUCUAUGGAACAUUACACGCGAUUCAGCCAGUGCAAUUUUCGAUUCCUUAGUUGUUGUAUUUUACUUCCAUGUAAUGAGAAUCGGUGGCGAACGUCGUUUCUCGCCAUUGGAAUUCGUGUAAGAAUUAUUAAUGGUAUAAAUAUUAUAGAUAGAUACCACAAGAUGCUUAUACAGUUCGAUGAUAUGAAAUACAAUAAUACUUUUGCGUUAGCAAUUUACGUCAAAGGAGAACGAAAACGUUAUUUACUUUUCCUCUUGUUUGUAGUUCUAGAGCAAGAGUUGGCAACCUAUUCUUUAACCGAAUUAUUAUUACUCUUGAGUCGAAUCAAAUUAUUUUAAUCACAUUUCCAUCGAUUAAAGCUAAGAAAUGAAAAAUAAGGACAAAAGUCUCAAAAUAAGAUUUAAUUUUUCCACGACUUAUUAUUUCUAUCCUUUUCGUAUUCCGUUAGAGUAAGAGAAUCAAUCGAUAUGAAUCGAUAGUUUGACUUUUGGAAUAAUACGAUUGUGCAAUAUGGAAAUGUAUUUUCACUUGUGAAAAAUAUCUCGCAUAUUA